Molecule: messenger RNA, 846 nt
Organism: Portunus trituberculatus (swimming crab)
Lineage: Eukaryota; Metazoa; Arthropoda; Malacostraca; Decapoda; Portunidae
Product: translation initiation factor IF-2-like
Exons: 4
Coding region: 1-846 (281 amino acids)
Source: RefSeq, a predicted model, not a curated record
AUGCCACCGUGCCACCGUGCCGCCACGCCGGGGCUCUGCACUCUAGAUCUGCUCACUCUGUACAAGACACGGGGCGGGGCGCGGCGCGGCGCGAGGCAGGGCGUGCGGGGCAGCGCGUUGCGGCGCGGCGCGGGCAGUGCACGGGGCAGCGGCCUUCCUCAGUCUCACGUCGUCCAGCUCGUCCCCGCGCCGCGCGCCGCGCACCUCACCAGAUCCCCGCCACCCACCACAGGCCCGCGGCGGACGGGCGGACGGGCGCGCUGCCUCCGCUGCGGCCGCGCCAGGAGCGGCGCCUCAGUCACACUCGUGCCCAUUGCCUUAAAGCAGACUCGCGGCAUCUUCCCUCCCCGCCCUCCUGCAGGCCCGCACACCAGCGCCGCGCCCCGACCCAACCCGCCCCGCUCUGCCCGACCCCGCCUGCCGGCGGCACGUAGUGGCGGCGGCGGCGGUGGUGGCGGGGCCCUCGGCGUCCGUGAGAAUCAUGUGUUCUUACUGGGCUCACCCCACACCCCUGUAAGCCCUCCCCCACCACGGGCAGCAGGCGGCACCCUUCCAGCCGUGCUGCGGCGGCCCCCUGCUGCCCCGGGUGGUGGCCACGGCCGGGUCAGGUCAUGUAGUAUUAGCAAGCUGUGUCACCUGAGGGCGUGCUGGCGCCCCGCCGCCGCCGCCACCUUGGUUAGCGUAGUCCGCGGCACCGCCCUGCCCGCCCAUCGUUUGCUUGUUAGCUUGGCCCCAGGCCCCAGGCCCGGCGUGCCGCGCCGAGCAGCCCCGCCCCUCUCCCCGCCCCUGGAGUGGGGCGGCGGCCCCUCCCCGGCAGCCCAGAACAACUCUUCCAACAUUGUUUAG